UUACAGGUAGACCACAUAUGUCUGACUCGUGUCUGCUCAGAGACAGCAAGUGGACUUCCAGGCUUGCUAUUAACUUUGGCUGGCAUGAACAAUGGUAGUCCUGAGAGUACUGGGCAUGUCGACAUAUGGGGUCCUCCAAAUCUAGAUUUAUUGGUUAAUGCAAUGAAGAAUUUUGUCCCUCAUGCUACCAUGGUCAACAAACAUAUCAUCCCAGACGACAUUAAGGUUCAUGAAAAUGGAUCUGCAUUAGCUCCCUCUUUACAUAUGCUGGAGCUGAAAGAUAAACACAAGUUCAAGGCAGUUAGUAUAUCAGCUAUUCUCCUAUCACCGACUCAGUUGGCUAGAUCUCAGUUUAGGCCAAAUGAUGCCUCCAUUGUAUAUAUUUGUAAACUACAUGACAUCAGGGGGAAUUUUGAUCCCGUAAAGGUUAAAGCUUGCGGACUUAAACAAGGGAGAAAACUUGCAGAAUUGGAGAAGGGGUUCAGUGUGAAGUCAGAUCUUCUGGAUAUCGAGGUCCAUCCAGAUGAUGUUAUAGGUCCACCUAUUGAGAUGGGGAAUUUACACGUUGGUUUGAAUAAAAUAGAAUAUGAAUCUGCAAUUUUGCCUACUGUUCUGUUUGGGCAAAGAAUUAUGGUUCAGCGUGAUUUUCAAGGUCACCUUUGUUUGAGGCAUCAGUUUCCUUCAAGACUCUUUGAUUGUUAG
Messenger RNA from Lycium barbarum (goji berry), 702 nucleotides. RefSeq names its product tRNAse Z TRZ4, mitochondrial-like. The transcript has 5 exons. The record is from RefSeq and is a predicted model, not a curated record. Gene Ontology annotation, cellular component: mitochondrion. The coding region runs from base 85 to 702 and encodes 205 amino acids. Gene Ontology annotation, biological process: mitochondrial tRNA 3'-end processing. NCBI's taxonomy places the organism in Eukaryota, Viridiplantae, Streptophyta, Magnoliopsida, Solanales, Solanaceae. Gene Ontology annotation, molecular function: 3'-tRNA processing endoribonuclease activity.